AUGCGACGCGCGCUCGCGUCGACGUCCACGCGCGCGCUCCUCGCGGGCGCGGGCGCGGCCGUGGCGUGCGCGCGCGCGCUCGAUCGCGACGACGGCGCGCGAACGUCGACGAGCGACGCGACGCGGGACUGGGGCGGCGCGUCGACGCUGGCACAUCUUUCGGAGGAUUACUAUGCGCGCGCGCGACGGUUCGGCGUCGCGUCGGCGCACUUUGCGCCGAUGUACGUCGUGGAUUAUCGCGCGCACCGCGCGAGAGUGCGCGCGAUGGGAGCGAACGCGACGGAGGACGACGUGCGAGCGUCGAGACAAAUCUUGUGGACACGGGUGGCGGAGCGAUUUCGGGACUGCGCGCGGUCUUUAGGGGGUAUCUACGUCAAGGCGGGACAGCACGUGUGCGCGCAACCGAUCGCGCCGAGACCGUUUCAGAUUGUUUUGAGGGAGCUGAUGGAUGACGCGAGUCGCAGGCCGUUCGAGGAGGAUAGGAGGACGUUCAAGGAGGAGACCGGAAUGGACAUUGAGGAGGCGUUUGCAGAGUUUGACGAGACGCCGUUCGCGAGCGCGAGCAUGGCGCAGGUGUACCGGGCGAAGACGCUCGCGGGGGAGGAUGUGGCGGUGAAGAUUCAGCAGCGACCGGUGGCGAAGUUUCUUCGGAGUGAUUUGGCGACGAUCGAGGGGUAUUACUCGCUCAUGGAGCGACUCGUCCCCGGGUUGCGAUUUAGAUGGUUAGCGGACGAGACGCGAAGGCACAUGAACGAGGAGAUGGAUUUCACCGCCGAGGCCGCGAACGCGCUCAAGGCGCAGAAGAUGCUCGCGAAUGAGUUCGAUGAGAGUGAGCUCAAGAUUCCGCGCGUGCACGGUCAAUUGAGCGGUAAGCGCGUGUUGACAAUGGAGUGGUGCGACGGUUCACGCAUCGACGAUCGAGAGGCGCUCGAACGCAUGGGCAUCGACGUUCCCGCCGUCGCGGCGAGAAUUCAGAAGAUAUUCGCAAGGAUGACAUUCGUGCACGGCUUUGUGCACGCAGAUCCGCAUCCGGGGAACAUCUUAGUGGACUCGAGCGGAAAAAUCAUCCUCCUGGACCACGGCGUUUACCGAAGUCUGGACGACGACUUACGCGCAAAGUGGGCGCGACUUUGGCUCGCACUCAUGCGAUCCGACGACAAAGCUUUACGAGACGCGACGUCUGAUUUAGGCAUGGAUCCUGAGAUGUCACAAUUCUUUAAGCUCAUCCUCGUCGUGAUCCCAGCACGGGUCGCCGAGGAACCGCUCGCAAAACGCGCGUUGUCCGCUGACUCGCUCACCAUUGCCGAGAAGCGGGCGGUGAUGAAGCAAAUCAUGGGCGUGAAGUUGGAGGACCAGACACGACUGUUCGAGACGUUACCUCGUGAUCUCCUGCUCGUGCUCAAGGCGAAUAAUCUGUUGAGAUACGUCAAUGAGCAACUCGGAAGUCCUGUGAAUCGUUACUCGGUCAUUUGGAAGGCAGCAAACGAGGGGUUGGCGAACGCACAAGCCAAGCGCGCUCUCUCGACGAGCGGUGAGAUCCCCAAACCAGGGCUUCUCGCGCGCGCUCGCGCCCGACUGAGCGACGCGGUCGCCAUAUCGGUCCUCCCCCUCCAGCUAUUCUUUUUGAAAGGACAACUCGCGUUCACCAUUUGGAAAGUCGGUAAAGCCGGUUUAGGAGCCAAGGCGGCGCCGGUUCUCGUGCACGGGUCGCAAGCCAAGGCAUCAAAUGCAGCAAAAACUUAA
Molecule: messenger RNA, 1743 nt
Organism: Ostreococcus tauri
Lineage: Eukaryota; Viridiplantae; Chlorophyta; Mamiellophyceae; Mamiellales; Bathycoccaceae
Product: Protein kinase-like domain
Exons: 1
Coding region: 1-1743 (580 amino acids)
Source: RefSeq, a predicted model, not a curated record